CUCUCUCCUGUGAAAGAGACCCCAUCAGCGGAUUCAACACCGUAGAGCUCUGAGACAAGUUUAGCACGUCGACUCUAGAGAACCGAGGCCUUUUGAAGACCCUUACAUCCUAAGCAGAAUCUGUCACUCCUCUCUUCGUACGCCAACCUUUUGCUGAAGUCAUUACCCACCACUUGGGUCCUACUUCUUGUAUUUUUGUUUGUAUUUUGAGUCUUCUUCCGACCCUGACGAGAUGGAUUCAGACGCCGGCUCCACCUCCAGCCGCUCCUCGUCCCCAGACCUGAUCGUGGACGAUUCCGUCGGGAGCUUCUUUUCCAACAAGAUGUUCCAGCAGUACUGCCAGGAGCAGCGGGCCGACCGGGAGUCGGGCCCGGCCGGCAGGAAGGACCGCUGCUCGGAGGGCGACCAGCACCAGAACGGCUCCGAGGGAGACAAGGAGGAGACGCAGGACCUCCGGCUGAAGGUGAACAGCCGGGAGCGGAAGAGGAUGCACGACCUGAACCAGGCCAUGGACGGCCUGAGAGAAGUCAUGCCCUACGCCCAGGGCCCCUCCGUCCGCAAGCUGUCCAAGAUCUCCACCCUGCUGCUGGCCCGCAACUACAUCCUCAUGCUGUCCGGCUCCCUGGACGAGAUGAAGAAGCUGGUGGGGGACGUGUACGGCGCCCAGAGCCGCCCCUCGGCCCACCCCAGGAUCAGCGCCCCGCCGCCCUCCCUCUCCCUGCCGCUGCACCCUCUGGCCCAGUCCCUGCACUCCCUGGUGGGCAGCGCCCCGCCGGCUCCCCCGCCCCCGGCCCCGGCGCCCCACUCGCCCCCCACGGCCAGCUUCCUGGGGUUCCACGCCCCGGUGCAGGGGCUCCUGAAGGACUCGCUGCACCUGAGCAGCUGCUACAGGCACUUCCCCGGGAUGCCCUGCCCCUGCCCACUGUGCCAGCCCAUGCCCAACCCGUCCUCGUCCUUGCACAGCCUGGCCAUGAUCAAGUGAGCAGGAGUUGCGACAGACUGAACUUUAUGGCUGCUCGCAGGAGGUUGUGACCUGGACUGAUGUAAUCCUGGCAGGGGCCAGAGCUUGUGAAUAUUGUACAUAUCCGUUGUUGUUAUGGAGACUGCUGCUAUUUUUAUACAUGAUCUCUUUGCUAUGUUAAAUUGAGACGCUCAAAAUGCACUAGGAAUGUGUCGGAUUGGCAAAAGAUUGUUGCCUAUAUUUUAUCUGAUUCAUGUGAGCUAAAGAAAUGUUAACAAAAAGGUUGUG
Messenger RNA from Gadus morhua (Atlantic cod), 1249 nucleotides. It is a transcript of the gene olig4, whose product is annotated as oligodendrocyte transcription factor 4. The record is from RefSeq and is a predicted model, not a curated record. Gene Ontology annotation, biological process: positive regulation of transcription by RNA polymerase II; sensory organ development; axon development. Lineage: Eukaryota; Metazoa; Chordata; Actinopteri; Gadiformes; Gadidae. The transcript has a single exon. Gene Ontology annotation, molecular function: E-box binding; DNA-binding transcription factor activity, RNA polymerase II-specific; protein dimerization activity. Gene Ontology annotation, cellular component: nucleus. The coding region runs from base 233 to 982 and encodes 249 amino acids.